Aspergillus steynii IBT 23096 is the source of this 1959-nucleotide messenger RNA. RefSeq lists its product as uncharacterized. NCBI's taxonomy places the organism in Eukaryota, Fungi, Ascomycota, Eurotiomycetes, Eurotiales, Aspergillaceae. The transcript has 5 exons. Bases 1 to 1959 code for a protein of 652 amino acids. Gene Ontology annotation, biological process: regulation of DNA-templated transcription; DNA-templated transcription. The record is from RefSeq and is a predicted model, not a curated record. Gene Ontology annotation, molecular function: zinc ion binding; DNA binding; DNA-binding transcription factor activity, RNA polymerase II-specific.
AUGCACAGCCCCAGGACAGGCCCCCGCGCCGAUCAGCGUCUCAAUCUCGCAAGGCGAUCGGGUGUGGCCUGUAAUCGAUGUCGGAGCAGGAAAACCAAGUGCGCAGGCACGCCCCCUUACGCCUGUGUCGCCUGUCGCAAUUCUCGCCAGACAUGUACAUAUCCAUCGUCGGAGAAAAAGAUCACAAUCCCUGAGAGUUAUUUUCUCGAGCUGCGAGCGUUGGCACGCGCUUCUAAAUCUCAGCCCGUAGAGACACAUCCUGAACCGGCAGAAGAAAGUCCGACCGAAGCGGGGUGGGCGCUUGCCGAGACUGGGAACUGGUUCGCAGGUGAUUCAGGACAGUAUCAUUAUAUGGGAAGCUCCUCCUCCAACUAUAUCGCAAACAGUAUUAAUCCAACUACGGAAACUCUCGCUUGGCAUUUACAUCCCCAUUACACCGAUUCAUCCUGGAUCAGGCGCGACGUUGAUCCCACGCUGCCCCAGCUACCCCCCUAUGAGCAUGCCAAACGACUUUACCGGGCGCAGCAUGCUUACCUCGGGACAAUAUUCUCGUUUGUUCGGGAUGUCGACUUCUACCAAAGAUUGGACAGGCUAUAUAGCCGACCACCGAAUGUCAGCGACCGUGAGGACUGCUUAGUAUACUGCCAGAUGCUCUUGGUCUUCGGCUUCGGACAGAUGUACUCGGUAAACCAGUGGGUCGGAGAUGAAGGACCACCCGGAUUUGUCUACUUCAAGCAUGCCUUGAAGUUUCUGCCGGAUGCUCACGAAGAUGGAUCCAUCUUAUUUGUGGAGGUAUUGAGCUACGUGGCGUACUUCCUGCAAACCCUGAAUCGAAGGGAUUCGGCGUAUAUCUACAUCGGACUUGCUCUUCGAAUGGCCAUAUCUCUGGGCCUUCAUCAGGAGGUUGUGGACCAGGCGAUGGGUGCCGAAGAGCGUGAGCACCGACGACGCGUCUGGUGGUCUAUAUAUAGCAUGGAUAGGCUGCUUUCUCUUACCUCGGGUCGCCCGUUCUCCAUUCAGGAUGCCGACAUCAACCUAGUGCUUCCUAGUCGAAAUGGUGACGAGGAUCCACGGAUCUCGUCUAUUUUGGCGUGCUAUGCGCAACUCUCUAGGAUCCAAGGAACAAUCGGCGAAGAGAUUUAUCGAAAGAAGCAAACGUCGGGUAGCAAUUUGUUCACAUCCGUCCAUAGAAUCAUGAAGAGCCUCUCCGACUGGUUCGGUAACUUACCUGAAGACCUGCGGAUCAACACAGCAAGCCCGCCCACUGGACUGAGUCGAGGGAUCAUCUCAACACAGCUUCACUAUUAUCACUGCAUCAACAUGACCGUCCGCCCGCUCCUGCUAUAUGCGGUCCAAAGACAAAUGGCGGCGAAUAAUGGGCCUUCCAGCCAUUCAAUAUGGGAAGAUGGCAUUCAAUCCAAUAUCAUGGGAGUUAUCGACACGUCUAUCGCAGCCGCACGGUCGAGCAUGGCGCUGUGGAAAAUGGCCGCAGAGUACAACCUCGUCGCAACGUAUGGCUUCAUCGAUGGAGAACAGGCAUUUUCUAACGCCUUGCUGCUAGUGAUGGUCAACAUUGCAUUCCCGUACAAGGACCAAGAUGCAUCGGCCAUGAACGCCGCCUUGGCGGUCCUACAAGGCAUGGCGGAGAAAGGGAACAGAUAUAUGCAAGCUUGUCAUUCGCUGCUAGUCAGGAUAUCGAGCAACAUAAGCGCAAUUGUUCCGGCAAACAGGCAAAAUAUGGAAGCCAGCAGUCCGCGAAAUGGAACUGAGACGGUACUUGCAAUCCAAAACAACGACAUUGCACAGUCUAUGGGGCCUGAGACAGGCCUAAAUCAAGCUGCAGAUGAUUCGCUCGGCCUGAACUCCUGUGACGACCCAGGGCUUUGGGCUGAGGUUCUGGACUCAAUUGGGAUUGAUAUGGAUAGACAGUGGAUUGAGUCAGCCUUGCUGCGAGAAUAA